Messenger RNA from Ornithodoros turicata, 1718 nucleotides. RefSeq lists its product as uncharacterized. The coding region runs from base 165 to 1718 and encodes 517 amino acids. Lineage: Eukaryota; Metazoa; Arthropoda; Arachnida; Ixodida; Argasidae. The transcript has 3 exons. Gene Ontology annotation, molecular function: zinc ion binding. The record is from RefSeq and is a predicted model, not a curated record.
CAUAAGUGCUGCCAUCUCGUGCCGCCUCCUGUCUCGGGCGCCAUGUUUGAGUAUUGACUCCGCUGUUCUAGGUUUGCUCUGUGCUAUUUAUGCUACGGUUUCCGUCUCUCCUGUAUUAGAAAAACUUCACGUCUUGAAAGUGUAGGCAGCGCAGGUUCUCUACGAUGUCAGACCAGCAAGAAGAAUGGACAACGGAGCUGAUAAGGUUGCCGUACUUUGACGACAACUUUGUGAAUGUGUUCUAUUCUGGACAGACAACUUCGGAAAAGCACAGUCGACGAAGUUACAACUUUAUGACUGAGUCUUUCGUCGAACUACGUACUAUGAAAACGCGAUCGUUUCUCGACCAGUCGGGGAGGAGGCUUCAUCAGAUUACGGCUGGAUGCUUCAGGAGCCAAAAGAAGACUGGCACUCCAUACAGAGUUACCGUGACCUUGUCCGAGGCACCAUGGGUGGAGAGCUCUGCAUGCGCUUGCACAGCAGGCUCUUCUGGGCACUGUUGUCAUACUGUCGCAGUGUUGAAGACGGUGGCCAGACUUCUAGCUCUUGGCUACAAGCAUAUCCCGGACGAGCUUGCUUGUACUGAGCUCCCUCAGCAGUGGGGACGACCAAGAGCAGUACUUGCACCCGAGAAUGUCAUGCAGGUGAACUGGAGGAGGCUUGGAGAAGACCGUCCUGAAGAACCUCUCCACUGCAAGCUGAGCGACGUCCGAAAGAAGGAAGAGACGGUAGACGAGAAAAGAAGUUCCGUACUCCAAUUUGCUGAGAGCGUAAAGGGCAUGGUAGGAGGUACACUCAGUGACACACUCGAAAGUGCUGCACAUUCUACGUAUGUGGACACCAAAUAUGGCCCAGCUCUUGAGAACUCCGUGAUGGCUGUGCAGCUCAGCUGUCUACCUUUUGACUUCAAAAGUUUUGUCGCUCUGAGUCAAGGCCAGGACAUAUCUACCUGCAGAGCUCACGGAUUCACCCUGUUUCAAGAUUGUCCGGAAUGGUCUUUGCCAGAGAACAGCAAUUCUUCUGUGCUCAUGGAGAUACGGAUAUCAGCUGCCAAUGCCCAACAACUUGAACAGGACACCAGAAAACAAGCCAGGAGCACACUGUGGGAGAAGGAAAGGAGGAAUCGUCUGUCAUCUUCCAGAUUUGGCCACGUGUGCAAGCGCCAGAAGCCGUGGACAGAGGUGGCAUUGCGAAACUUACUUCGCCCAAAGCAGUUCAGUGCAGCGUCUGUGCGUUAUGGUACCUCUAAUGAGCAUAAUGCUGUCCUGAGGUACAUCGAAGUACUUCGUCACAUCCGCCACCACGUCCACGUCUUUGCAUGUGGUUUCAUGGUUCGACCGGACUUUCCCUGGCUGGGCUCAACGCCUGAUCGGAUUGUGUACGAUCCCGAGCAGACCCCAGCUCACGGUGUGUUGGAGGUGAAGUGCCCAUGGUCGAAAAGGGCAACAUCAUUAGAAGAUGCACUUCAAGAUAAGGACUUUUGCAUUGAAGUGAGGGAUGGCAAGCCACAUCUAAAAGAGCACCAUGAAUACUAUUAUCAAAUGAUGGGCCAGAUGUUUUGCUCAGGAGCUAGGUGGGGCCAUUGUGUGGUGUAUUCACCAUCGUGGAUCAUUGUUGCUAAAGUUGACUUCUGCCCCUCAUUUUGUGAUGAGAUGAUAAAGGUACUGACUAGGUUCUAUUUUGACUGUGCUCUGCCUUACCUUGAAGCAUCACCAUAA